AUGGGAACGUUUUUAAAUAAAAGUAAAAUCCUGGAACACCGAGGCCACCUGAGCCAGCCGCAAGUGGAGGCGGCCGGAGACGACGUACGUGGACCGGACCGGGUGCUCGGCGUCCGCGCGCUGACCGGCUGCGUCCUGUGCGUCCUGAUCGUCUCCACUCUGCUGGGCAACACGCUGGUCUGCGUCGCCGUCGUUAAGUUCCGCCACCUGCGCUCCAAAGUCACCAACUCCUUCGUGGUGUCGCUGGCGGUCUCCGACCUGUUCGUGGCCGUGCUGGUGAUGCCGUGGCGCGCGGUCUCCGAGGUGGCCGGCGUCUGGUUCUUCGGGCGCUUCUGCGACACCUGGGUGGCUUUCGACAUCAUGUGCUCCACCGCGUCCAUCCUCAACCUGUGCAUCAUCAGCAUGGACCGCUACUGGGCCAUCUCCAGCCCGUUCAGGUACGAGCGCAGGAUGACACGCAGGUUCGCCUUCCUGAUGAUCGGCGUCGCCUGGACGCUCUCCAUCCUCAUCUCAUUUAUCCCGGUGCAGCUCAGCUGGCACCGCGCGGACAACUCCAGUCGCGCCGGCUCGGGCGACUGCAACGCCAGCCUGAACCGGACCUACGCCAUCUCCUCCUCGCUCAUUAGCUUCUACAUCCCCGUGGUCAUCAUGGUGGGCACGUACACGCGAAUCUUCCGCAUCGCGCAGACCCAGAUAAGACGCAUCUCCUCUUUGGAGAAGGCUCCAGAAGCCCGCGCGCAGACGCAGCGGCUCUCCACCUCGACGCACAACGACAGCACGCUGAAAACAACCUUUAAGCGGGAAACCAAGGUUCUAAAGACGCUCUCCAUCAUCAUGGGGGUGUUUGUGUUUUGCUGGCUUCCGUUUUUUGUCCUGAACUGCGUGGUGCCGUUCUGCAACGCGGACCAGCCCGGAGCCGCGCCGUGCGUCAGCGACACCACUUUCAGCAUCUUCGUGUGGUUCGGCUGGGCCAACUCGUCUCUGAACCCGGUGAUUUACGCGUUCAACGCGGACUUCCGGAAGGCCUUCUCCACCAUCCUGGGCUGCAACCGAUGCUGCUCCGCCUCGGCGGUGGAGACGGUGGACUUCAGCAACGAGCUGGUGUCCUAUCACCACGACACCACGCUGCAGAAGGAGCAGGUGACGACGGGGCCCGGGCCGCAGAGAUUCGUCCCGGCGCGCACGGCCGGGGAGCUUCAGGUGAACUUCGACAAACUUUCCGAAGAUCCCCGGAACCAGCGGGAUCUGCUGCUCCCCGCCCUCCUGCAGUUUGAGGGCGAGCCGGAGAUCUCUUUGGACAUGAUGCCCUUUAACUCCUCAGAGCUCAACGACUGCUGCGUUAUUCCCGGUCAGAUCCAGGACCUCUGAGGGUUUUCAGACACCAAGCCGAGAUGAACUAUUAUCUGGAAAUAUAUCAGAUUAUUUUAGAAGAUGUAUCACCAUAAAUUGUCUUCCCCCCUUUUUUUUGUAUUUUAUCUGGCUCCUCUGCAAAGCCAUUUACUUGAGUGAACACAUCUCAAUCAGAUAGAAUAUUAAAAAUAUAAUCAUUUGCUUUAAUUAUUAGAUUCAAAAACGAAUCUCAUAAACUGACCCAUACACACAGAAUUACAUAUUUUAGGUGUUUCUUGUCAUGACUGUGACCUACACACACAUGGCCUUGACAGUGAUGGACGGUAAGCCACCAAAGUCAAAAAUCAACACUCAAAAUGGAUAUAUUACACACUGGAAUUCAAAGUUUGUGUGAAACUUCUGUUACUUCUGUGGCAUCCUCUCUCAAUUUUUUAAUGCUCAAAUUUCACACUGGCUCUUCAAAAACCUUCUUGUAACAACUUUCUUAUGCCUUUCUCUCUCUCUCUGAACGAGACUCAGAAAGUCUGCCAUUGAACAAACUACUGAUAAAUCUAUUGUGCAUUUCUUAAAUUAGACACCCCCAACGCUUCAUUCUUUUAUUAAAUUUAUAAUAAUGACACAGCAGCUGAUGCAUUUCAAUACCGACUGUAAAUAAUUUWAUAUCUACAAGCUUAUUGUUGCCAAUUGAAAGCAAACCCCGCAAAAAAAAAAAUUGUUUUAUACCAACAGAUUAAUGCACAAAACCCCCGAGAGGGUGUCUGGGUAAUUGAUGCUCUUCCAAUUUAUAUCUCGUUGUUUGAUGUGAGUGUUGCCGUCUUUGAUAUGUUAAAGACGUCUCAUAGAUGGAAGGAUAAUUGGCAGCAAUUAUGUCAUUAAUUUCUAAGGCUGAUUGCCUCUUCAUGUAAUUGUCGGGGCUUCGGGUCGGCCACCUCAUGCCAGAGAAAUUAGAAUGAAGCACAUCUCCGGUUUUGGCUUUAACUGAGAAUCUGAAUGUUUCAUUGUUUUUGUUCUCUACAUCCUCCAUUUCUCAUGUAAAUCUAUAAACAAUUUCRCUUUCCAGAAGGGGUACUUUUGCAGAAGGUAAAAUGGAAUCUGCAAACCAUCGGCUUUGUUGCUGAAAGGACGGAGUGGCCGAGUCCGAGUCCGAGUCGAAGUCCCAAUUAGUUUAAUUUGUACAGAAACAAAAGCUCUUUAAUAAAACACACUCUUAGCCAAAGGGGUUUAUCAAAGAAAGAAAAUGAAAYAGUAAAAAAGUGAAAAUGCCAGAAAGUAUCCAUGUCAUAAAUGAAACUGUUGUAAUUGAGAGACGGAAACGCUAAGAAACCAACUUUGCUGAUUUCUUUCCAAAGCAGAAAAAAGUUGAACUUGCAUGAUCAAUUAAAGAAUAAUAUUAGAUUGAUUUUAAUUCAGAAAAAAGUUGAAACGUACAGAAAAAAAAAAAAACUUCCUUAACUACAUUUUUAUUUUAAUUGGUUCAGGGGAAAAAAAGGGAACCUGGAAGUUAUUUAACCUCGACUCCUUUCAUCUGCCCCACAUGUUCCCUUGUGAACAUCAGAAAACAAGAUGACAUUCUGAUUUUUUGCUUUUUAUUUUUUUACCUGUGAAUCAGAGAGCUGGAACCAUUAAACACAGGAGCAACAAAAAAGGCCUUACAGUUGAGGCGUCUGGAUGUCAUUGUUCAGUGCUGCACUCGGAGGCUGUGUGCACUGGUCCAAGACUCCACACUGGGGCAAUGAUCUCUGGCCUGAACAGAGAGCAGGAAACAUGGACAAAGGUGAUACUCAAGUUGCUGCUCUUGGUCGACCUUUCACCUUAGGCAUGCUUUAUGAUGCUAAUAAAGACCAAAUCAUCCCAGGUAAGAAUGAACUUCUUUAUGUCUAUUACAGCUGCACAGCUACGCUAAUUAGAGAUGUUGCCAAAUCUCUAAUUAGAAUAUUUAAUGUAAAACAUACUCAUAGAUUUGUAUAUAAGAAGGAACAUAAGUAAUGCGAACGGUGCUGCGUUUGGAGAGAUACCACUGUAGUUGCAGGAACAUAAAAGUUCCGUCACUUCUGUUUUUUUUUAG
Poecilia reticulata (guppy) is the source of this 3415-nucleotide messenger RNA. Its product is annotated as D(5)-like dopamine receptor. Lineage: Eukaryota; Metazoa; Chordata; Actinopteri; Cyprinodontiformes; Poeciliidae. Gene Ontology annotation, molecular function: G protein-coupled receptor activity. The record is from RefSeq and is a predicted model, not a curated record. Gene Ontology annotation, biological process: adenylate cyclase-activating adrenergic receptor signaling pathway; positive regulation of MAPK cascade. Gene Ontology annotation, cellular component: plasma membrane.